AAAUAAUAAUAAAAAUCCUGAAAAUCAUUGUUAUGAAUAUUUCGUAUUAAAAAUAAAAAUCCACGUGGAAAUUAACCACUCAAGCAGAGUGGCUAAGAGCGUUUUGUUAUUCAAUCUUUGACUUGGAGCACGCAAAUUAUCUGACAGGACAGUCCUAGGUUGCCGCACACGCCGCAUUUUAUUAUUUAUUUUGGAUCGCGAUUGGAAAUUCUGUGGACGCGAGGUGCGAGGUGAAGGCCGUCGUGAUAAGCUCUGUGAAAAACGCUGUUACAUAAAAAAAAUGCACUCGCAAAUCUACAAACGAUUGUUUGUUAGGCAGAAGGACGGCGAGUACGUCUUUGAUUGGGAGUGGCUACAAAACAUGUUCAUAAUAAAAUAAUCGAAAGAUUUCCAAGCACCGCAGAAGACCUUGACUUUGAAGAGCGAAAAGUUGAUAAACCGGUGGAAAGCAGAAUGGAAACCCCCGUGCAUUUAAUCUCUUAAACACAAUUAAGAUAAUUCACAGAUAAUUAAAUUUUCAUGAUUUACAUUAUUGCAGAUCAUAUUCUUUUUAAAUAAAUUUAGUUUCAUAUAUGUAAUAAAUCAAUAAAUGUACGCAUAUAAUAAAUAAUUUCAGUGCUUCCACUUAUUUCAUACAGCAAUAUCAAGCAAUAUAAGAGGAAAAUUUCAGUCAAUAAAAAUAUUUUUAAACAAAAAAUCUAGUGAUUUUGAGACAAAAUUUUAAAAUAAUACCCAAGCCAAUAUAUCUCAAUAUAGUUGGAUAAAAAUCAUUACUAAUUUAUUUCACCGCGCAAUAGCAACAUGAAAGCACUAAAUAAAUUAUAGAUUGUUACUAUUUUCUUAUUGCAACAAUUUUCACUCAAUCAUGAAAAUAGGCAACCUGCUCUGCGUGAAUGUGACGCAAGUUGCGGGCAUUGAAAUCUACAGGGGCUCUUUCAAAUCUCUCAGAAACGAACUGCAUGUGAGUGCUAAACCUCUAUUUAAUAAAAAUGUACAUCACUUUGCCACUGCAAAAUUUUCCAUAGAUCGGAUGAUGGCAACCAGCACGGAGUUGCCUCAAGCCGCGAGCAAAUUCAGUCGUUGAGUUUAUACCACGUGGUCGCGCAACCAUUUAUAUGAGAGAUACUAAAUAUGAAAAAUAAUAUUGCUUAACGUAUUGUCUUAUUGAAUCUCUUGACUUAAAAAUGCGAUAAAAGUGUUAAAAAGCAGGUUGCAUAGUUGGGUGCGCUCAAGAAUUUUGCGCUCGCGCUCAAGGUUUUGAAAAUGUUUGCGCUCACACUCUGCAAUCGGAAAUUUUUUUCUACCAUUUCUAGAAUUUUCCGGGCAUUUAUGGGAAAAAAUUCCAGAAAUUAAUUUAAAAACAGUGUCAAUCAAUAUUAAAUUUUGUAUAUGUAUUAUAAAUUUGCCGUUUUUUAUUAACCUUCAAAUUUUUGGGCAGAUUUUUUUUCGCUGAAUUUGCAAGUUUUGACCGCUCUGCUGAGGCAAAUGAGCCAGGUUGUGAUAAACGUCAGUGGAGUGACGUGUAGUUUUGAAAUUCCAUUAUUUUGUGAAAGAGGAAAUGGAGAAUUAUUUGUCUCGGUGGCGAUAAUAAAUUUUAAUUACAAUGCAAGUUGGAAGUUAGGAAACGGUAUGACGUGUUUGGUGUUGUAACUGCCACAUAUUAAAAAAAAUAAUAAUAAUAUAAUUGGAACAGGUGUCGAUUGCUCUGGGUGCCAACAGUCAUUUGAUGCAGUAAGCUGUGAUGAGGCUUCAAGAAUGUUCGGUUAUUUUCCUCGCGGCAGUUUGCGUUGUCUACCCUGCUAUUUUGAGGAUACAUUUGAAACGACGCCGAUUCCAGAUUAUCAAAUGCUGUGGGACGAAAAAAUGUUCUUCGACAGCAAAACGGAACACUGUGAAUAAUACAAUUGAAUCGGCCAUGACUACUUUCCAUGAUGCUUUGACAAAAAAUCCCCCUUUAACAUUGGAGAUCACGGUUGCAGGAAAAACACUUCAGACAGGAGAAAUCAUUAAAGAGUCAAUAUAUCCGACCGAAGUUGAAACCACUACAAACGAAAUGAUUGAAACGUCAACGGCGAAUGAAACACAAAUUUACCCUACCUCGCAAUCUCUGACUUCCAAUUCCUUGGCUUUGAAGUCAUCAACCUCCGAUUCCUUAGCCUUAAAGACUUCAAUAUCUGAAUCUUCCGCUUUUAAAUUUUCAACUUCCAAGCCGUUGAUUUCCCAGUCAUCAAGCUUCGAGUCAACGAUCUUGUUAGAAACAUCAACCAAUUCUACUUCUUCAACAACAACAACAACAACACAACCUACUUGUGUUCAAAGCCAAAUUUGCCCAGCGUACCGCAGUGCCACAUUUGAUAUUACAAAAAACUCAACUGUAAAAGUUAGUGGAUCUUAUAUGAUGGUGGGCGCAAGGAUGCUUUUUAAAUCAAAAGAAUCGUUUGAUACAUUGACGGCCUUUCAAAGUUGCUUGAGACUAGACAUGGUUCUAUUGGCAGUUGAAACACUUCUGGAACUUUUAGCAAUAGAAAAGACCAUCUGGUCCAUUGACAGUACGUCUGCAAAACGAUAUUGGACAUCGGGAGAUUUUUGUUCUGAUUACAACUGGUGCUCGUCAAAUUUGACAAAAGUCCAAGAAGUUUUGGUUCCUGAAUAUUGGCAGGGAUCAACAAUACCUCAGAUUUCAGCAAAUCGCUGCGUCACACUGGAAUACUUCAACAAAAAAGCAGGACUGUCGAUUUCCUCGUGCAAUGACACAUUUCCAUUCAUGUGUGAGCCAAAGUGCAGUUCUCCAACAUGCCCAGAUUCUUGUCAAGCAAAUACAUCGCUUUUCGAAAAUAGCACCCUAAAGAAACCGGAGCAACAUGGUUAUUGGGCCAGCACUUGCGGCAGCGUGUACUUAUUCACCAAAUAUUUGGGAAAUUGGAGCGAGAGCCAUGCAAAGUGCUGCAGUUUAGGCAUGACCACUAUCGCACUAGAGACAAUGGACGAAUUAAAUUGCCUUAGCAACUUUACCAGCAGUUCGAAAAUAAACAAUUCAAACAAAUGCAAUAAAAAUGUUAUGUUUACAAAAGAAAAUUGGGGCUACAAUUUCAACUACUGGACGGCAGGGACAAGUGCGGGAUGCAAAGGACAGUGGGCUUGGUGCUCAAGUACAAUUUCUGUUCCGAUGAUGGGAAAUAUGACCUGGGCCAGCAAUCAGCCAGACAAUGCUGACGGGAACGAGAAAUGCAUGCAUAUGAAAUUAUUGCAAAACAAUACAGGCAUAGUGGUAUCAGACAGGAAUUGCUCAAAAUUAUUUGUCAUUGCGUGUGAGCAAAUGCACCCUAUCCUCUGUGGAAUAGCAAGCUGUCCCAAUCAGACGUGUGCCUUAAAUAAUUCCCUACUUGACGCAAACAAUACUUUGAAGGAUUACUUUAGUUAUGGAUCAUGGAUAAACCACUGCGGAAGGACUUUUCUUUUCUCAGCAAAUAAAGUCAAUUUUAUAGAUUUGAGGCCAAAAAUGAGCAUACAAUAUAUUUUAAUAAUUAUUCCGCAGGCAACCUGGAAAGAAGCUGAUCGUAUUUGUUGCAGUAUAGGAAUGACGCUGCUAUCAGUGGAAUAUUUGGCAAAACAUACCUGCUUGGUGACAAAAUCACAAAAUUACCAAAAUAUUUUUUCGACCGGAGGAGUCUACUGGACCUCUGGCACGGACUCCGAAUGUGAUGGAAAAUACCGAUGGUGCAGGGCUGGUAGAAAUUUUAUACCUUCAGAAGUGAAUUGGGCCCCUGGAGAGCCAAACUUGGUAAAUGGCGAUUGCGUGGUGGUCAAGUUUUUAAACGGGACAUCAAAUUUGACCAUGUACUCAACUGCUCCCUGCACAGAAAUGAAAAAUUUUGUUUGCGAGGUUAGAAAUAAGGAUUACAUUAGUCAUGGUGUACAAAAGGAGUGCGCUGAAGUUUGGAACAUUUCUGCCAGUGACAUUAUAUCAAUUGAAAAAGCAUUCAAUGCUACAAAUAUAUCACCAUCAUUAAAAUGCUUCAUAAAAUGUAUGGGAGAAUCCAUGGACUUGUUUCUUGAAGGCGAUAUGCUCAGUAAAGUUUUGAGACUUAUUGAAGAACUUGCAGCGGCUGACGAAAGUGCACUGGAGGUUGGGUUUCAAGCGUACAACGGUUGCAACGGAAAAACUUACAAUGACGAGUGCGAGGCUGCGGCUGCGCUUUAUCAAUGUGGUCUUGAUACAGCGCCAGCUUUAACAAACAGCGUAUUCGCAAGUGCAAAAGGAAACAAUACACUAUAUUCGCCACCCGUACCGUGCAUUAGUACUUACUCUAGAAGAUGCCAAUUAAGAGGUCAUCCAUGCAUCCUAAAUUCAACAGCUCGCGCAGAAAUGCUAGUGAAAAAUUCAACUUCCUUUGGAUCUUACAAAAUUGACAGCACGAGUAAAAGUUACUUCUUUGGAGAAUUAGCAGUCAAUUCCUUCAUCAACUCUUACAACGCAUGCUGUUCAAUUGGAAUGAUGAUGGCUGAAUUUCCCAGCUUAGCUGCUCUCCAGGCCAUGGUGCCACUCUUAAAAUCUGCAGAUCCAGGUAGCGUCUAUAAUUUUGCCGAGGUAUUUGCAAAUGGAGAUGGAACAGACAGUUGGUGCGGAAGCGGAAAUUUGGUACCAAAGGAGCUCUAUUCAACAUAUACACCAACAAUAUGCAAUUUUGACUCCUGUCCCGUCCUGACCAAUGGCGCGUACACUAUUGCAGGCCCGUGCGCUAUAGAUGUAAACAGAGCGUGGGGAUUCAUUUGUUACUAGAAAUUUUAUUCGCUUUAUAAUGCACCAUAAUUUUUCCCAUUUAUAAAAAAAAUAAGCGUAAUAAAUAAAUUCGUACAAUGACCGCUCCAUAUGGCCAAAAAUGUAUGGAUUGUUAUUGCAUCGGUGAUAUUUUCCUUCGUUGGCACCACAAAAACCUCAAUUUGAUGGCAUAAUAAUAAUAUUAAA
This is a messenger RNA of Neocloeon triangulifer, 4966 nucleotides long. RefSeq lists its product as uncharacterized. The coding region runs from base 1742 to 4780 and encodes 1012 amino acids. The transcript is spliced from 29 exons. Gene Ontology annotation, molecular function: odorant binding; carbohydrate binding. Gene Ontology annotation, biological process: biological process involved in interspecies interaction between organisms. Lineage: Eukaryota; Metazoa; Arthropoda; Insecta; Ephemeroptera; Baetidae. Gene Ontology annotation, cellular component: external side of plasma membrane. The record is from RefSeq and is a predicted model, not a curated record.